AUGGAACGAAUGAAGGCACGGCAGAUCCCAAUGAGUGAGGUGACGUAUGGAGCUGCGAUCAAAUCUUGUAGUCGCGCACAUGAGUGGAAGGCGGCUUUGAGUGUGUUGUCGUCCAUGGAGCUUGCUGACGGUGUGGCGUCAAAUGAGAUUGCGUACAGUGCUGCCAUCAAGUCGUUUGAAGGAGAUGGUCUCUGGGAAGAAGCGCUGGCUUUGCUCUUUCAGAUGGGAGACGUCUCACUUCAGGCAGACAUUGUGUGCAUCAGUGCUGCUAUAGCAGCGAGCGCAACGGCUGGACAGUGGCAAGUAGCACUGCAACUCUUUCAACUUUUGGAGAAGCCUGAGAAUUCUGCAACUUCCACACGGAAACUUUUGCCUGAUGUUGUAAGCUUGAAUACCCUUAUUAGUGCAAUGGAUUCGCGGUGGCAGUUGGGUAUUCAUAUCCUACAGGAUGCAAGGAGGUGGCUAGUCACACCCAACCUGAUCACUUUCAAUAGCGCAAUUAAAGUGUGCGAAAAAGCCAGUGAAUGGCAAUGUGCCAUCUCCAUCAUGGAACAAGCAUCUCAGGCGUCGCUUGUCCCAGGCAUUGUCACAUUCAACUCCUGCAUUAGCGCAUGUCAACAGAGUAGCUCCUGGACAAUCUCCCUGAAACUCUUGAACGGGAUUGCAACUAGCAGACUGAGCCCUGACGUUAUUUCGUUUACUUCAGCUAUCAGCGUCAUUUCCCAAGCUGGUUUAUGGGAACUGUCAUUCAGCUUGAUUGAGGACAUGCUGGCACGAAGAGUUGACCCAAACGAAGUAACAUACGGUGCCCUCAUGGUGGCCACAGUCAAGUCAGGUGAGUGGCCCUUGUCUUUGAAAAUUCUGGAUGAGUGUCAGAAGCAAUUAGCUCCAAACUGUGUGAUUUACAACGCUGCAAUCAGUGCGCUGGAAAAGGGGUACCAAUGGACACUUGCUGUCCAACUCUUGCAGAACAUGAAAUAUCUGGACUUGGCUGAUGAAAUCAGCUGGAACACCGCCAUCAGUGCUUGUGAGACAUGCGGUCAGUGGGAAAUGGCCAUUCAGCUGCUCUUUACAUUUUUGAAGGAACGAAAGGAACGAAAACGCCGGAGAGGCCGGGACGGGGACGACGGCACUGGCCUCACUGGCCUCAUCGCCUUCAAUGCUGCCAUCAGUGCCUGUGAAAAAGGCGACGAAUGGCAAAUGGCGCUUGUUUUGCUGAACUCCAUGACAGAGAACCAGAUCACGCCUGAUAGCAUCAGUCUGAAUGCUGUCAUGAGUUCUUGUGGCUCACGGUGGCAGAUGGUGCUCUCUCUGCUGAACAACAUGCACUUGUGGAAGGUGGAACGGAAUGUCAUCAGCUACAACACAGCAAUGAGCAGCUGCGAGAAGAGCAGCUGCUGGGAAAUUGUACUCUCUCUGCUUCAAUCCCUGAAGUCAGUUGACGCACCCAAUGAGAUCAGCUGUGCUGCAGCACUGACAGCUUGUGGGAAAGGCCAGAAAUGGCAGCUGGCCCUGCAGAUUUUCCAUUCCAUUGCCAGUCCUGACAGCAUAUGCUACAACGCUGCCAUCAGCGCGUGUGGAACUGAUGGCCAUUUCUGGUGGAUGACCCUGGACUUGCUCGAUAGCAUGAAACAGCGUCGAGUCCUCCCAACUGAAGUGACCUAUACAGCUGUGAUCAGUGGCCAGACUCAGUGGGACAUGGCACUUUCUCUUCUGGACGAAAUGCAACAAUCAGAGGCGAUACCCAACGAUAUCACCUACAGCUGCAUCAUCAAUGUUUGCGCCAAGGCCAUGGGGAAAGGUUCGAAUGACAGAUGA
Molecule: messenger RNA, 1818 nt
Organism: Cladocopium goreaui
Lineage: Eukaryota; Dinophyceae; Suessiales; Symbiodiniaceae
Source: the annotation of a GenBank genome assembly